CACAUCAGCGUCUCCAGCCAUGACCACAUCAACAGCCUGGCCAGAUGUAAGCACAUCAACAGCUUCCCUAGUCAUGACCACAUCAACUGCAUCUCCAGACAUGAGCUCAUCAACAGUUUCUCCAGACAGCACCACAUCCACAGCUUCUCCAGAUGCAAGCACAUUAACCUCUUCUCCAGGUGUGACCAUAUCAACAGCUUCUCCAGACGUAACCACAUCAACAGCUUCUGCAGACACCAGCAUGUCAACACCUUCAGCUCCCUCUACCUCAACAGGGACAGCUUCACCAAACACGAUCACAUCUCCAGCUUCUGCUGCCACUGCCACCACCACAGAUGCUCUCACAGACAGUAGCCCAUCGCCAACACCUUCAGCUGACUCUACCUCAACCGCAACAGCUUCUCCAGGAGCUGAGACUUCUACAACCUCUGUUGGUAGUGUCACCACCACUCCAGCUUCCACAAUAAGUAGCCCACAGACAAUACCAUCUGCAACAACUUCUGCCUCCUCCACCUCUGUGACUCCUGUGGUUGUCACCACAAGGACUCAGUCCACCUCUACCUCCAGGACAACACUUACCACGCAGAGCUCGGCCACUGUUACAAUAAGAAGCACCCCUGCCCCUACAUCUACUACUCCAGCAACCACACCAUUGGACUGCAAAAAUGGAGGAACGUGGAAUGGGCAGGUCUGUGUUUGCCCCAACGACUUCCAAGGAGACCAGUGCCAGUACCAAGCCAUGACCUGCAAGAAUGAAGGCUACUGGGAUGGGAUUAAGUGUGUGUGCGUUGGCCUCUUCCAAGGGCCAAAGUGCGAGGAUGUGAUCCCGAGCAUUGAGAUAGACUCCCCACCGGAGACCGUCUCUGCCCAAGUAGAAAUGACUGUGACAGUGACCAGUAGGGAGUUCACCAAAGAGCUAGAAGACCGGGAUUCUGUAGAAUUCAAGAACUUCAGUGAUACAUUCACACAAGAGAUGGCUCACGUUUAUCGCGAAAUCCCUGAGUAUCAAGGGGUCAACAUCACAAGGCUGUCUGCUGGCAGUAUUGUGGUAGAACAUGAAAUUAUCCUGAAGACCAAGUUCACCCCAGAAUACAAGGAUGUUUUGAAUAAGGUCACCCAGAAGGUGACGGAAAAAAUCCAGAAUGUAACCAAACAGCAAAUAACCAUAAAUAAUACCUGCCCAGCUCUACUGUGUUACAACACGACUGCCACCAAGGUGCAAAACAUUACGGUUACCCAAUAUGACCCUGAAAAGGAAUGCAAAGAGAAGGCUGGGAAAGAUUAUGCUGCCUACUUCUUUGUGGAAUACAAGGAUCAGAAACCAAACUGCAUCAACCAUUGCAUGCCAGGCUUCAACAGCACCAUGAACUGUAACUCUGGGAAGUGCCAGCUAGACCGCAGUGGUCCUCGGUGCUACUGCCUGAGCACAGACACUGACUGGUACAGCGGGGAAACCUGUGAAUUCAGUACCAAGAAGAGCCUGGUGUACGGGCUUGUGGGAGCAGCUGGUGCCACAGUGCUACUCAUCCUUGUUGUUCUCUUGAUGUUUGCGCUCCGUUCCAAGAAAGAGGUGAAACGGCAAAAGUCUAGAGUGAUGGAGUUGUACAAAUGGCAUGAAGAAGAUGGAGGACCAACACCUGGAACCUUCCGAAACAUUGGUUUUGAUAUGUAUGAAGAUCAAGAUGAUUCCAUCCACUUGGACUCCAUUUAUAAUAACUUCCAGCCCUCCCUGGACCACAUAGACUCUGAAACAAAGAUCAAAAUUCAGAGGCCCCAGGUGAUGAUGACAUCGAUUUAAGGCAAAGGCAGUUUCACGUGGAGCUGUGGGGUCUGGGAAUGAAGAGAAUUUACUUUGGCUAAGCCUGGUGGAACUUUCCCCAUUGAGAGCAUUCCAUGGAACCUGAUGAAAAACAGAACCUAUACGAAGAAAGAAGAGAGAGACCACAGUGCUGGGAAACUCAAAUAGAAACACCAUGGAACUCUGAUGGGCUUGUCAUGAUCCCAGGCAAGGCGCUCCUGUUCAAACAUGGAAGUUCUUCCUCCCGCCUGCCUUGCUUCAGCACCAAGGAGAGCGUCCAAACCACUCAACAGUGGCUAGCACUACAAUUUAAGACUGAACUUUACAUUAUACAAAGCCUCUUGUAAGAUUUCUUGCACUUCACUUUCAUGAAAAGCAUGUUUUAAACAAUUCAGCAUUUCCUUUGAAUAUAUAGGAUUAUUACUAUUUUUAAUGUUCUAAUAUUUAUCUAUAGGUCCUGAUUUUUUAUUAGUCAAUAUAAUAAUAUAUAUUUCUAAUGGCUAAAAACA
This is a messenger RNA of Nyctereutes procyonoides (raccoon dog), 2307 nucleotides long. RefSeq names its product mucin-17-like. Lineage: Eukaryota; Metazoa; Chordata; Mammalia; Carnivora; Canidae. The record is from RefSeq and is a predicted model, not a curated record. The coding region runs from base 20 to 1798 and encodes 592 amino acids. The transcript has 12 exons.